This is a messenger RNA of Monascus purpureus, 3285 nucleotides long. The record is from the annotation of a GenBank genome assembly. NCBI's taxonomy places the organism in Eukaryota, Fungi, Ascomycota, Eurotiomycetes, Eurotiales, Aspergillaceae.
AUGCCGGGAGUCAUGGACAAUGUCAGCGUCGAUGGCUCUAGGCAGGGAUUAGUCCCUCAUGACCAUGAAGACAAUUUGUCAGCGCCAAUUCCGGGGGCUGAAAAACCAAGAGGUUCUUCUGACUCAAAAAUUGGCACCCUAUAUGUCAAUGGAGGUCUAAAAGAUGUUGAUCGAUCCAACCGGAACUCCCAGGUUGCCCGGUCCAUACCGGUCGAACCGUUUCAGUUAACACAUAUAACGCAUGGCUUCUUCCCAUUUGCGAAACUGGUAAAUAGGUCUGUACAGCAAUGUUGGAACGACUUGUCAGACCUUAUUACCGAGCUCGUGGGAAUCCAGAUUUCCUCUCAAGAUCAGAACUCUCCGUCACUCCUCGCCACUGGUAAGGUACCGGGUAACCAGAGUGCGGAAAAUGUCCAAAAGAAACUCCGGAUUUUGGAUUUUGCUCAUGCAAAACGAGCUGAAUUCAUAAAGCUUCUGGUUCUAUCACAAUGGAGCCGGAAAGCGGCAGAUGUCAGCAAACUUAUCGAUCUCCAAGGCUUCAUACGCACACGGCACCAGGCCUACAGUGGCGCCAUCCAAUUGGUAGGUGACAUGAAAAGAGAUCUAGUCAGAGCUCAGGUAGCAACUCCGGAUCUGAAAACGGCGUUGGAGGUCCUAUCUAAAGGGAAGGUUGAAGCUAUGCCAGAUCUUGGUUAUAGACCCCCGAAACCGCUUACGCCGAGGAAUGCUCUCAAAAAACUCCGCAAGAUAAAUAGAAUCAUCGGCGUAAGGUUAGCGCUGCACGACACGUUCCCUAUUCCCUUUCGAACUUACCAUGUCCACGACGGUCGAGUUACCUUCAUCGUUCCUGAAGAGUUUGAAGUCGAUCUUUCCAUUGCAGAGGAAAGCAAAACUUCACAAUUCUUCUUCGUCGACAUCAGAUUUCUUUUUACCCCAUCCUCGCCUGUCCCUAAAGGCCGGUUUUUUAAUGAGCUCGAUAUCAAAGUCAACAACACCCUGCGCGAUAGCGGCCUGUGGGGAUGCUUUGAUUUGUUACACAGUCUGGUGCUCACUAAUAAAAUAAAUAUUCUCUUUAAGCAAGCUACAGACCUAGCAAGGGGCCUUUGGUCCGAUGCCUUGCAUGUUGAGUUGUUACAUCGGACACUGGUUAUACAGUAUUGGACAUCGAGGCCUGGGCCUAAGAGCUGGUUUGAAAUUGGCAUUAAAAGUGGUCAUAAAAAGGCCAGCUAUGGUCAAGAUAGACUUGGCCAAGUGCCAUUUUUGGGCUUACGUUGGAUUCGAGGUGGCCAGGAAGUUGACAGUAGUGACAUCGUGUUUGAUACAGGAACUCUCUCAGUGGAAAACAUUCUGCGGAGCGUUAUCGCCAUACACAUCUCUCACAUACUGUCAUCGGCAUAUGCCAAGCUAAACGAAAUGCGUCUCUUCUCAACCCGUGUCCUGUCUUUACGAGCGGAAUUAUCGGGAAUCGAGCCAGGAGACUGUCACCUUGAUGUCCAACUCACUGCAUCUCGGCAACUUCGAGUCUCAAUCGAGCCAAUGUCAGGAGCAAGUGUCUUGUCAUCCACGCCUACUGUAUUGGACCGUCCCGAAACCGAACGUAAUCCCGAAAGGUCGCUCGCUGAUGAUGUGGUAACCCGUAUUUCACGGGUCCGUUGCAUCGCUGCAAUGGAGGAAAUUGAAUCAAAUGCCAAGAUGCUCGGCUUGGAGCCAGUGAACCCGAGAGAGUUCAAACUCGACAUUCGAAAGAUAUUCCCUUCCAAUGUCUUGCGGUUUUCUUUCUUCUCGCACCGGCUCUGGGAACGCAAUUGGAUCGCGGCUGCGACCAGCAGUAUGGACAGUGAUAAUUUGUGGGCGGUCCAACUUCGACCGUUGGUGACCACGGUCAACGAUUUAGCAUUGGGUGCUGGUGCCCGGGAAUCUACAGUCCUUCAAUGGGCUCAAAUCAUUAGCAAUACUUUCCUAACGCCACAACAGCAAUUGAACUACGCAUCGUGUGCGGAUCUAGGGCAUUGUCUUUCAGGUAUCCUUGCAAUUUACGCCAAUGCUCGUUAUUUGGGGGAAUUACAGCGCAUCAAUUUUUACCCUCCUCUGCAAAAAUUGCAGCUGGACUCGGAUCUUCAGGUACCAAGUAUCUUCCUUCGUUAUGAAGUGGGAAAGCUUCCAUCGAGCCUUCGGAUAGCGCUACCCAUGGGGUUGAAAAGAAAGACUUUUGUGAAGGAGACUAUUCGUCUCGCUUUCCUUGGUGUCGAUCCUAACAGCAAACUUGCCAUUCUGGUGGCCUAUGGCCAUCUGCUGGUUUCGGGGAAGUCCUUAACAUCUCUAAAUUCGAAGUUAGACCAUUCCUUGGUUUUCCAGCCGACUGGCAGUGGUUUUGCGAUUCGGAUGCUUGCGCCAGCAGGUCGUUCCAUCAUCGUCAACCUCCUUGAACGCCUUCAAAGACUUGAAUGUGUACUGUCCAUUCUCGAGAUUCUCCAGCGCAAGAGAAUAGCACCUCUGAGUUUGUCACUGUCGAAGAUUGCUUUUGCCUACGGAUCUGAAAGGGAUCUCUCUGCCAGCAUUAGCAUCAAGGUUCUAGGGCCAUCGUCUUCAAAAAACAUCGACGCUGUCGAUCUCGUCUCGAAACCCCACUCUCUCUUCCAUUUGCAUUUAGAUAUCAAUUUUGAUAAUCCGAACCCACAUCGGCGUAUUCAGGAGUCACUUACUUCCAUCCUAAAUAACGACUACUCAGAUGCUAGCCUUGAAUCAGUCCUUGAUUUAUUAUCUGUCACGCUUCCUCUGUUGCAAGUUUUCGAUCGGAUAACCACGAAUACGUCUCUAGAGGAACCGUUAAAGGUGCAAGUAACCGUACGAAAUGCCAAGACAUUUCGAAUCAGCUAUCCUGGGACAAAAUGCCAAAUGCAAUUGACGUUGGGCCGGCAUCUUAACCGCGCGAACUGGACACUCAAGGACGUGAGUGACCCUCAGGAUCGGUUAAGCCACAGCCACAUUACAGCAAAACUGCGAGAGAUGCUAUACAAUUCCAAGGGCGAUGGUUGGAGGGGUCUGGGCAACGGCGCUGUGGCAGAAGUUGACGGUGUCUGCAAUCUCGUAUCGGAACUUCAUAAAUGCCUUACUGAUACCCAGAGUAAUCCGGAUACGGCAGCGCCUGACAAUCAACCCAAUUCAGCGAGCAAAGUUCAACCAGCGGAAGCCGGCCGCACUGGACAUGGAGGGAGAGUGGAAGUGACUACGGUACAGCAGAGUCCCAGGGGUUCAAAAAGCACCAAUAUCAUUACUAUUGACUAG